AGUUUAUAACAAAACUUGUAAUAACAAAUUCAUAUAGUAUUCAAUUGCAGUCAUCAUUAUUAGCACAAUUAACGAAAGCAACAAAUCAAUUAACACGAACAACUUUAAAAAGUGUAUCAGAUAGAUGUUAUCAAUUGGCAAUUAUGUUAAAUUCAAUAAAAACAAAUAUUCCAUAUGAAUAUGUUCAAUCAGCAGCAACUCAACUCAUUCAAUGUGCUGCUAAUCUACUCAGUGCUGUAAAUGGACCAUUACAACAACGAAUAUCUGUAUUAGAUUCAGAUUCAACACAAGCUACAACAUUUCCUUCUGAUUAUGAUACAGAUCUUGAAUUUGCAUGGUCAAAUCUAAAUUUAUUUGCUGAUGGAAAUGAUUUUUCCUGGGGAACAAUACAAAAAAAUCGAAAUACUUAUUAUCAAAAACAAUUAGCAAAUCAAAUCACUAAUCAAAUGAAUGAUCUCAAAUCAUUAUUAACUUCAUCAUUAAAUAUUUAUUUAAAUAUUGGACAGAAUAUAUUGAUAAAUACAUCACAAGUAUUUAUGUCGUUAGAAACAAAAGCGAAUGAAUUUCUGUUGAAUAAAUUUACUCAAACAAUUUCAAAUGCACAAAUUCAAUUUCCUCAAAAUUUAAAUUUAACUAAUAAUUCUAAAAUUUCAAUUCGAUCAAUGAUGGAACCAUUAGCUUCAUAUGAUAAUACAACAUAUACAAAUCUUUCAAGAUUAGUAACAUUUUCAAUUCUAGAUGAAAAUGAAAAUGAAAUUUCUAUUCAAACAAAUAUGAGUCAUCCAAUCGAAAUAAUUAUUCCUCGAGAUCCAAGUAUAAUAAUACCACCAAUGAUUUUACAAAAUGUUACAUCAAUGAAUUAUACUCCUCAUAAUCAAUUAUUUGAUUUACAUUAUUUGAAUAUUACAAGUUCUCUUUCGAUUUCAAUUCAUUUCGAAAUUCAACCUUUAAAUAUAAGUCUUGCUUAUUUAUUUAUUUAUAAAUUUGCUCAAUUACCUCAGUUAAAUACUUCAAUUAACAAUAUUGAUGGCUGGACUCUAUUUUGUCCUUUGAAUUUAUCAAAUGAAACUUUGUAUAAAUAUUUUAUUGAUAAUCAACAAACAUCCGAUCAUCAAUCAAUUAUAUAUGGGUUACGAGAAUUAAAUUCAACGGAAAUGAUGAAUACAUGUUCGAAUACUUCUAUCAGUAGUCUCCCAAUAACAGAUCAACGAUUUAAUUUUACAUCAAAUUAUCAACUAAGAAUUUAUACAUCAGGUUGUUAUUAUCUUGAUAAAAAUAAUCAAUGGAAAUCAGAUGGAUUAACAGUUGGUCCUUUGACAAAUCAUUAUGAAACUCAAUGUUUUUCAACUCAUUUAACAAGUUUUGCUGGUGGUUUUGUUAUUUUACCUGAAUCAAUUAAUUGGAAUUAUGUAUUU
Adineta steineri is the source of this 1415-nucleotide messenger RNA. Lineage: Eukaryota; Metazoa; Rotifera; Eurotatoria; Adinetida; Adinetidae. The record is from the annotation of a GenBank genome assembly.